This is a messenger RNA of Mercenaria mercenaria, 1142 nucleotides long. RefSeq lists its product as uncharacterized. NCBI's taxonomy places the organism in Eukaryota, Metazoa, Mollusca, Bivalvia, Venerida, Veneridae. The coding region runs from base 285 to 1142 and encodes 285 amino acids. The transcript is spliced from 7 exons. The record is from RefSeq and is a predicted model, not a curated record.
UCAAAACAUUUGGAGAUAAAUGCGUAAACCAAUGUCACUGUGCAGACGAACUAUCUUGCAAUAGAAUUACAGGCAAAUGUGUAACUAAUGAGUGUUUAUCUGGAUGGAAAGGAAGUUCGUGUAAUGAACAGUGUGGCCAUGAUAGAUUCGGUGAGAACUGUUCACGUACCUGCCACUGCAAACAUAAUGCGACUUGUGACAAUCAAAGUGGAGUGUGUCCCGAUGGAUGUGAAUCUGAAUGGAGAGGAGCCUCAUGUGAUGAAGACAGGAAUAUCUUAAGAACUAUGACAGAACCGGCCAACACGAGUAUGUCAUCGACGGUUCAUAACUGGACAUCAGAUCUUGCUAUUGAUGGUAAUGUUGGCCCAGACCCUGACGCCUGUCACUGCUGUAGCGGCACACAAAACUCUCAAACAUCAUGGUGGAUGGUAGAUAUGGGCAAACGAUUCCCAGUAAAUCUCAUUACGGUGUACAGCAGACGUAACGAACAAACGUUUCAGCAACUGACAGAUUUUCAACUUUACUUUGCCAACGGCACCAAGACAUAUUCAUAUGUUUUAAUCGGAAACAAUACUAGAAAGAUUUUAGGCACCAAGCAUGAACUAACAUUUCCAAGUAUUGUAACAAGAUACAUCAAAAUACAGAGGCCCGGCAUAUUGACAUUGUGCGAAGUUCGUGUUUACGGAGGAGAAUGUCCGGUUGGAACGUUCGGGGACGAAUGCCUACAAAGAUGUCACUGUGCAGAUGAGCGAGCAUGUGAUGAAAUAACAGGUCGUUGCCGGUCACCUGCCUGCAAAACAGGAUGGAUUGGGAUAGCAUGCAACAAACGUGAGAAAAUAGAAUUACGUAAAGCUUUGUGUUAUCAACUUUACAUGUCGCAAAUAAAUGCAAAUCUGAUUUUCCAGAAUGUCCACAAGAUACCUUUGGAGAUAAAUGCUAUGAGAAAUGUUUCUGUGCGGAUGGUACAUGUACCAACAAUUAUGGUAUAUGCCGUGGACAAUGUCGAUCCGGAUACACUGGUUCUCACUGUAAUGAAGAUGGAAGAUAUGAAUGGGGAAGAGGUAAAGAAAAUGGUGUUGGAGGAACAAAGCAGGGCAAUACCCAGGAACGGCCGCGGGCUAAAACAACUGUUGGCAGCUUAA